This is a messenger RNA of Microthlaspi erraticum, 435 nucleotides long. Lineage: Eukaryota; Viridiplantae; Streptophyta; Magnoliopsida; Brassicales; Brassicaceae. The record is from the annotation of a GenBank genome assembly.
AUGGCACCCAAGGGAGAGAAGAAGCCGGCUGAGAAGAAACCGGUGGAGGAAAAGAAGGCCGAGAAAGCUCCGGCGGAGAAGAAACCAAAGGCCGGGAAGAAGUUGCCGAAGGAAGCCGGUGCAGGCGUCGAGAAGAAGAAGAAGAUGAAGAAGAAGAGCACUGAGACGUACAAGAUCUACAUCUUCAAGGUGCUUAAGCAGGUUCAUCCCGAUAUCGGAAUCUCCGGGAAAGCCAUGGGAAUCAUGAACAGCUUCAUCAACGAUAUCUUCGAGAAACUCGCUACGGAAUCGUCGAAACUCGCUAGGUACAAUAAGAAGCCCACGAUCACUUCCCGGGAGAUUCAGACUGCCGUCAGACUCGUUCUUCCCGGAGAGCUCGCGAAACACGCCGUCUCCGAAGGUACCAAGGCCGUCACGAAGUUCACCAGUGCGUGA